AUGUCAGUCAGCGCGGGGGCGCUACUGCUGCUGCUCAUGCUGGCGACGAUGGCGGAAGUUCCCUGCCAUGCGGGCACGAGAGUGGAGCUCCUGAACUCCUGCAUGCGCAAGAUGGUGGAAGGAGUGAGAGUGAAGGUAUCCUGCCUUGAUCGGUUACAUGUGGAGGGGUACGACUGUGAAGGAGGGUGUGAGGUGGGACUGUUCUGCGAUGAAGAUGUGGAGGAGGGAGCGGAGCUGGCUAGGAUGGAGAAGUGCAAGACCAUGCCGUUCCCAAGCCAUCAGCAGGAGGAGCUGCAACGGAGAUUUCGCUCCGUUCCUCAGGAGCAUGCUGCGAGGAUGGGGGAAGUCAGCAAGAGGCUCCACCUACCCCUGCUCUGGGAGCUGUUCAAGGCCAGGAGGCUCGCUCAGCAUCCUCUCUAUGAGUACCUGCUCACGGUUCCUAAGGGCCUGAACUUCCUCAACUGGCCAGAGGAGGAGCGAGCUGCGCUGGAAGGAACCAACCUCGCCCUGUCAGCCCGGUCAGAGCUGUCAGACAUGAAGUUGGUGUGCCAGGAGCUCUCGCUGGGAGAGGAGAUGACGUGGGAUGAUAUGAUGUGGUGCCGUAGUGUUGUGCUCGAGCGAUGCUUCCUCCAGGGCCUCGUCAAGCCUGCUGGGGCCGUGCUGGGGAGGGAGGAGGAGGACCUUCUGCCUUGCUUCCUCCCCGUGAUGGAUCUGAUCAAUCAUGACGCGCUUGCGUCCUGCAAGCUAUCAGGCGACGAGUCCCACGUCAUUCUGAGAGCGAGUAAGAAGAUGGCGAAGGGGGAGCAGCUGUUCUUCAACUACGGGAGCUCUAAGUCGAAUGAGGAGCUCAUGUUUGCAUACGGGUUUGCACUCGAAGACAACCCCGCAGACAAGCUGGAGCACUCUGCAGCUUCGAGGUUCUCUUGUGUGGAAUCGGAUCCUGACAUGUUCAAGAGAAAGAUGAGCCUGCUGAAAGAUCACAUCCUCACCGUCAUUCCGGAGGAGAAUCGCAUCUUGACAAAAACUUUCUACAUUUCGAUGGAUAUCCCGACCGGGAUCUCGAUGGAUAACAUCUCAAAUAUCGCCAUCUUGCUGUCAGACGAGGUUGCUUCUUUUCUUCCCCCCUUUACUUGUGAUCCGGAAGACCUUGCAGAGAUCGAGAAGGGUCAGCCCAUCAGGAUUUACCCGGAGAUGCUCGAAGAGCUGAAGGAGAUGCAGGAAGUGAAACUUGAGAAGUUGGACAAGUUGGAUCUUUCCAAGCUCCCAGGGAGCAGGGCGAUAUUCGCCUCCAACUAUGUGCAGGGCCUCAUUGAGAUUGUUGCUGCGUGCAUCCAGCGAUUGCAGAAACUGAUCGACGGUGCGUUGAAUCAGGAUGAGAAACGAGAUGAGAAGGAAGGACGGGGAGCAGAGAGAAUGGAGAGGGAAGGAGAGGAGACAUGA
Guillardia theta CCMP2712 is the source of this 1440-nucleotide messenger RNA. RefSeq lists its product as hypothetical. The transcript has 9 exons. Bases 1 to 1440 code for a protein of 479 amino acids. The record is from RefSeq and is a predicted model, not a curated record. NCBI's taxonomy places the organism in Eukaryota, Cryptophyceae, Pyrenomonadales, Geminigeraceae. Gene Ontology annotation, molecular function: protein binding; protein-lysine N-methyltransferase activity. Gene Ontology annotation, biological process: peptidyl-lysine monomethylation.